GUCAUCUUCGAGCUCCUCACCUUCUUGUCGCUGUCAAUCCCACCCACUUCUCUGUCCCAUCAUCGCCCUCCACUCCAUUACUCCUGUUUCUUGUCUUGUACCGACCUUUCGCUUUCUAUCACUGCAGAUAUGGAGGUCCUUCUCGGCAUCACUGGCAAGGACUUUGUCCUUCUGGCAGCGUCUAAGGCUGCCAUGAGAGGCCCGACAAUUCUGAAAGCGACGGAUGAUAAGACACGACAGCUGAACAAGAACACGCUGAUGGCGUACUCGGGAGAGGCGGGAGACACAGUGCAAUUUGCGGACUACAUCCAAGCGAACAUCCAACUAUACACGAUGCGAAACGAUACCGAACUGGGCCCGGUUGCGGUCUCCAACUUUGUGCGAAGCGAGCUGGCCCGGAGCUUGCGAUCUCGGAGUCCCUACACGGUGAACCUGUUGCUCGGCGGGGUGGACCCCAUCUCGCAGGAGCCUCAUCUGUACUGGGUCGACUAUCUGGCUUCGCUGGCUCCGGUACCAUAUGCCGCUCACGGUUAUGCCCAAUACUACUGUUUAUCGACCCUCGACAAACAUCAUCACCCUGACAUCAACCUCGAGCAAGGCAUGAAGCUCCUCGAGAUGUGCACGGAUGAACUGAAGCGCAGACUUCCAAUUGACUACAAGGGGGUUUUGGUGAAAGUGGUGACCAAGGACGGUGUGAAGGAAUUAGAUUUCGAUAACGAUCGUAUUGUCAAGAGCGCUUAAUGAGGGGUUGUAUCAUACCACUGUUUGUCUUUUGUUUUCGGUUUCAACGGGACUUGGUUUUCAGACGAUCGGUUGCAUGCUAGUUCUUCCCCACGAUGCUGAUCGGCAAGUAGUGUCUCGUCCCGAUUCAAUGAAUCCAAA
Molecule: messenger RNA, 882 nt
Organism: Aspergillus candidus
Lineage: Eukaryota; Fungi; Ascomycota; Eurotiomycetes; Eurotiales; Aspergillaceae
Gene: pre1
Product: proteasome core particle subunit beta 4
Exons: 5
Coding region: 130-741 (203 amino acids)
Biological process (GO): proteasomal protein catabolic process
Cellular component (GO): cytosol; proteasome core complex; nucleus
Molecular function (GO): peptidase activity
Source: RefSeq, a predicted model, not a curated record